Messenger RNA from Caenorhabditis remanei, 1557 nucleotides. RefSeq lists its product as uncharacterized. Lineage: Eukaryota; Metazoa; Nematoda; Chromadorea; Rhabditida; Rhabditidae. Gene Ontology annotation, molecular function: proton-transporting ATP synthase activity, rotational mechanism. The transcript is spliced from 5 exons. Gene Ontology annotation, cellular component: mitochondrial inner membrane. The coding region runs from base 1 to 1557 and encodes 518 amino acids. Gene Ontology annotation, biological process: proton motive force-driven mitochondrial ATP synthesis. The record is from RefSeq and is a predicted model, not a curated record.
AUGUUGGAUCUGAUGAGUAACGAGCAUCUCUUCGCAUUUCGACAUAGGCUUCCACAAUACGCUCACGAAGAGCAGGAUCGACAGUUGGAGUGUAGGUCUUGCAGAGUGAAAUGUACUCUCGGAGUGUUUCAAGUGAGAUCAAAUCCUUCUUCUCACGAUUCGGAUGACAUCCAUGUUGAUGGACGUAGCUGGGAGAUCAACAUUCUGUUCAAUAGAACGGUUUGGAUUAUAUCUUCCAUAAGCUGGGUUAGCGGCGGCGAUGAUAGCAGUACGUGCAUUCAAAGUGGUCAUGAUACCAGCCUUGGCAAUAGAGAUGGUUUGCUGCUCCAUAACCUCAUGAAUAGCAGUUCUGUCGUUAUCCAUCAUCUUAUCAAACUCAUCGAUACAGCAGAUUCCACCAUCCGCCAACACCAAAGCACCUCCUUCAAGAGACAUUUCUCCAGUAACCGGAUCCUUCAUAACAGCAGCAGUCAAACCGACUCCAGAAGAUCCACGACCAGUGGUGUAUUGCGAACGUGGGGCAAGACGGUUAACGUAUCCGAGAAGUUGAGAUUUGGCUACUCCUGGAUCUCCCAUCAUCAAAACAUUGAUGCAUCCACGAAUCUUCAUUCCAUUAGAAGUGUUGUCAUUUCCUCCGACAAGAGCCAUAAGAAGACACUUCUUGACAUCCACGUGUCCAAAGAUUUCUGGAGCGAUAGAAGCAGCCAGAGCCUCGUAAUUGUCUCCCUUGCGGCGAAGAACUUCAAGUUCCUCAGAUUGAACUCCAUUGUAUGUUGGGUUGUCGUCGAGAUUAUGAAUGAACUUUUGCAUAAUUGGCAAGAAAACGCCGGACACUUGCACAACAUUUCCAGUGUUGCACCGUCUAGUCAUCUCUCCGUAAACAUAGACGGUCAUUGUUCGUGGAAUAGAUCCGAUUGGCACUUGCUCACUGAGCUCUUGGAUUCGAAGUUCUUGGAACUUGACGAAUUUGGAUCCACGAAGCUGCAUGUGGAGUCUUCCAUUGGCCUUAGCUUCAACACAUUCCUUAUUUGGACAGUUGAGUGGAGGAGUGAACUGCAUUCCCUUCACUGGUUGAUAGACUUCGGCAGCACAUGUAUCACAAGUGUAUGUCAUCACUUGAACACAUGGCUUCACUUCGGUGGCUCUGAUGACAACUCCUUUCAUCGAAACCAAAUGUCCGAUUUCUGUGGCCUUGAUAUUACGAACGCAUGUCUGAUGAACUUGGUCUUCAGUUGUGAAAUAGACUUCAAAGCGUUGAAGAAGUUGGGGUGGGUACUUCUUGCGCUUGUCUUGAAGAGAAACUUCUUCAUUUGCAGCUCCUUCAGUAUCGUCCAUUUGAAUACGUUGGAACAUAUGAGCGUCGAGAGCAUCAACGACUGGAGCCGUAGAACCAUGGUUGCCUGGAGAGCCGCUGGACUCAACUACGUGCGAUACUCUCAGAUCGCCGCUGAAAUCACUCGCAAGUGCACUAAGGCAGCCCCAGGAAAAGCUGCUGCCAAGAAACCAGAAGCCACACUCAAGAUCAACGUUUGGGAGAACGGAAAGCAACAGAAAUAG